Linum tenue is the source of this 3934-nucleotide messenger RNA. Lineage: Eukaryota; Viridiplantae; Streptophyta; Magnoliopsida; Malpighiales; Linaceae. The record is from the annotation of a GenBank genome assembly.
AUUCCCACUCGCCGUCUCCAGCCGUUUCCACCUCCUUUCCCCACUCGUCGUCUCAUUUCAAAAAACCCUCCAAUUUUCCCCGCGCAAAUUCCCUACGCGGAAUCCCUAACCACUCUAGCUCAGUCGCCACCCCGUCAUUCUCCGAUUCGCCAGCCCAGCGAGGGAACUCGGAGAGUUAGGGUUAGGGUUUUUUCUCCAGGGUGCUGGAUUAAAAUCAAUGGGGAGCAAGGUCAGUGACGAGCUGCUCACCACCGUCCGAGCAAUUGUCGGAUCCGGGUUCUCCGACAUGGAUAUAAUCAGAGCUCUGCACCUCGCCAACCACGACCCAACAGCCGCUAUAAACAUCAUCUUCGACACGCCCAACUUCAAUUCAAAACCCAAGUUUCAAUCUCCGAGAGCUUCCAUUUCCAGCCCCAGUCCCGGGCCUAAACCUAGUUCUGCUGAAGAUAGGAGAGCGGAGAAGGAGAACGGUGGGAGUCGUGAUUUGGUCGGCGAUGUGGGUGUCAGUCCGAGAGGGAGGGAAUCGGGGGAUGGAGUUGAUGAGAGAGCGAGGUUGUCAGGUUCGAGUUCCGUUUCAGGUGUACUUGGCGGUGAGUGGUGGUGUUUGGGAAAUGGGGUGGUUGCAGGGUUGUCGACGAGUAAAGGGAGGAAAAUCAACGCUGGCGAUGAGGUUAUGUUUACUUUUCCAGUCAACAGGAAGAGCACGGCUUCGGCUGCGAAGGGGUUUGGAAAGGGAAGACAGGCGGCUGCCGCUUGUUCAGAGAUAGUGAGGUUUUCUACCGUAAAUGGUGGGGAGAUUGGGAGAAUACCGAAUGAGUGGGGCAGGUGUCUUCUUCCGCUUGUGAGGGAUAAGAAGGUUAAGAUAGAAGGGCACUGUAAGUCUGCUCCGGAGAUACUUGGAAUCAUGGGUACAAUUGAAUUAUCAGUAAGUGUUUACAUCAAUAGUGCCAUGUUCCACAAGUUUCAGCAGACCUCACUGAAAGUAGCCAGCAGUACCACUGAAGAAACAGUUGUUCAUCCCCUUCCAAAUUUGUUCCGGUUACUCGGUCUAACUCCUUUCAAGAAGGCUGCAUUUACCCCUGCUGACUUGUGCACUAGGAAGCGGCCUUUGCUCUCAAAGGAAAGUUCUGGUCUUCAUGCAUCAUUAGUGCGUGUCAACAAGUCUAAAAGUCAGCUGAAAAAUGAAAAUGAUACGGAGGAUGAGGAGUUCAUUUCAGAGGCUGAUCUUGAUCAGAUUGUUGGAGUAGGACAAAGCGACGAGUUAAAGGAAAUGGAUCCUCCUGCUACGCUUCAGUGUGAACUUCGUCCCUACCAAAAGCAGGCCUUGUACUGGAUGAUGGAGCUAGAAAGAGGGAAUUGUGCUGACGAGGCAGCAACAACACUUCAUCCUUGUUGGGAGGCUUAUCAUAUAUCAGACAAGAGAGGGCUUGUCAUCUAUUUGAAUGCAUUUUCAGGUGAAGCAACUGUUGACUUCCCAAGCACUCUUCAGAUGGCUAGAGGAGGAAUUCUAGCGGAUGCAAUGGGACUUGGGAAGACUAUAAUGACUAUAUCUCUCCUACUCAGUCAUCCAGAAAAGUCUGGGUCAUCGAGUAGUAAAUCUUUUAGUCAGACUUCCAGUGAAAUUGAGGCAUUUAGUGAUGCUUCUGAACAAUUAUCGAGUCCCUUUAACAAGAAAACAAUUCUAGGUGACAAGGUGACAAAGCAGAGAAAGUCACUCAGCUAUGGUGGUAAUCUGAUCAUAUGUCCUAUGACUCUUCUGGGACAGUGGAAGGCAGAGAUAGAGACCCAUGCAAAGCCAGGUUCUCUUUCUCUAUACUCUCAUUAUGGACCAAGUAGAGCGAAGGAUGCGAAAAUGCUGGCACAAUACGACGUAGUAGUAACCACGUAUGGUGUUUUGGCUUCUGAGUUUUCUGCUGAGAAUGCUUCUGAGAAUGGUGGUCUUUACUCGGUUUGCUGGUUUAGAGUGGUUCUUGAUGAAGCACAUACCAUUAAAUCAUCAAAGAGCCAGAUAUCAGUGGCUGCUGCUGGUCUGACUGCCGAUCGGCGCUGGUGUCUCACAGGGACGCCCAUCCAGAAUAAGUUGGAAGAUCUCUACAGUCUACUUCGGUUUUUGAAGGUGGAACCUUGGGAGAAUUGGGCAUGGUGGAAUAGACUCAUUCAAAAGCCGUACGAUGAGGGUGAUGAGAGAGGUCUAAAGUUGGUCCAGUCUAUUCUGAAGCCUAUUAUGCUCAGGAGAACAAAGUCAAGCACAGAUCGAGAUGGCAGGCCAAUCAUAGAUCUCCCUCCAGCUGAUAUUCAGGUGACCUAUUGUGAACUGACAGAAACUGAAAAGGACUUCUAUGAUGCCCUCUUUCGAAGAUCCAAGGUAAAGUUUGAUCAAUUUGUUGAGCAAGGCAGGGUUCUGCAUAAUUAUGCUUCAAUACUGGAGUUGUUGUUGCGUCUUCGUCAAUGCUGUGACCAUCCAUUUCUUGUAAUGAGUCGAGGUGAUACACAAGAAUUCUCAGAUAUGAACAAGUUGGCUAAGCGUCUCCUGAAAGGUGGCCAAAGUAUCCUGCAGGGAACUGACCCGGGUGCUCCUUCGGUGGCAUAUGUCCAAGAAGUUGUAGAUGAACUCCAAAAGGGAGGAGAGGGGGAGUGUCCAAUUUGUCUUGAAGCGUUUGAAGAUGCAGUAUUGACACCUUGUGCUCACCGGCUAUGUCGAGAAUGUCUCUUGUCAAGUUGGAGAAAUGCAAGUUCUGGUCUAUGCCCUGUUUGUAGGAAAGCUGUGACUAAGCAAGAGCUUAUCACUGCUCCAACAGACAGUCGGUUUCAGAUUGAUGUUGAGAGAAACUGGAUUGAAUCGACCAAAGUGACCACUCUCUUGAAAGAACUUGAAGCUCUUCGUCCUUCCGGUUCUAAGAGCAUUCUUUUCAGCCAGUGGACUGCUUUUCUGGAUCUGUUACAAAUCCCACUUACAAGGAGUAACAUUUCCUUCCUACGCCUUGAUGGGACCCUGAACCAGCAGCAGCGUGAAAGAGUGAUAAAACAGUUCUCUGAAGAUGAUAGUAUAAAGGUAUUGCUGAUGUCCCUGAAAGCUGGAGGGGUAGGGAUCAAUCUAACAGCAGCAUCCAAUGCCUUCGUUAUGGAUCCUUGGUGGAAUCCAGCAGUAGAGGAACAAGCAGUAAUGCGGAUUCAUCGCAUUGGACAAACAAAACCAGUAAUGAUCAGACGUUUCAUUGUCAAGGGGACAGUUGAGGAGAGGAUGGAGGCAGUUCAAGCACGCAAACAUCGGAUGAUAUCUGGUGCCUUAACUGAUCAAGAAGUCCGGAGUGCACGAAUCGAAGAGUUGAAGUUGCUUUUUACAUAACCAGCUCUUCACUUCAAGCUCCAUGUUAUUAUUGGCAUUGGAAGGAUACAAGGAAUGGACCAUUAGAAAGAUGGUGGAAAACCAAAAACAUCUCUAUCUGCCUGAGGAGGCAAAAGCUAUGAACCAGAAGCUCCGGGAGACACAGAUUUUGGUCUGCAGGUGCAGUGAGCAUACACUAAUUGCAGUUUUCGAAGACAUAAUAAGUGAUUAGUGCAAAUCUUGGGAUUGGCAUUCUCCAAUGAGCAAAAGUCUCCAUUGCAGAGAAGCUUGUUGGAGUACUGCAUCAAGUUCUAAAUACGGGGGAGGCCAAGCCAAUGCAGUCUGGAUCGUGUAGUUUCAUUUCAGCCGAGCUUAAUGGCUUUUGAGUGUGAAUUAAUGAAUGCAGUGAUGAGUUGUUGUAUAUUUGUAGCAAUUAGGGGACUGAUUAUUUAGAGACGAAUUACUCCAGACAGGGCCUUAAUUUUGAUAAUGGGGACAUUUUUGUGUAAUUCGAUAGAUAGAUGUAUAAUAUUUGAAUUUGGUGUAUUGUAAAUUACAAUGGGUAUUUGUAAUUGUGUCUUCAAUCAUUAAAGAGAUUUUUUUUUUAAU